AUGGCCGCUCUGCAGCGCUUCAGCAUCCACAACGGGAACAACGUGUACCCCGUGGACUUUAUGCGCGUUGUCAUGCAAGACCAUGUCCGAGACAAUGCUAUUCAGGUCAAUUUGAGUCAACACUUCGACUUGCACGCGGUUCUGGUAGCUCAUCUUCCGCCUUUCGCCUACACCAGUACAGCAUGCUACGUGGUUUGCCGCAAAGAGUUCAUCAAGCACGCAAUCUUCAAAUCGACUCAUCAACUCGCGCGUGCUCUCAAUCCACCCAUACCCGCCGGAACCCUCCCUACGACUGGCAUCCGAAUCGCCAACGAGCUUCGCACGAUUUUUCACCAAUUUGUGCACUACAUACGAUUUCUUGAGAUGGAACGUGAGGACGCAUGGGUAAGCGUCGAGAACGGUGGUGAGUCUGGCAUAAGUGUCGUGCACUCUGCUUGUUCGAACUAUUCCCACCCGCUCGCUCUGUGGGUGUCCCAGAGGAGUUCGAAAUGCCACCGCUUGUUAUGCCACACAAGUUCAACAGCCACAGCUCCACGAGGAUUACAUCAUCAUCGUCAAACGCCUCCUCAACGUCCGUUACCGCGAGGUUGUCCAUGUCCAAUCCGGCCAGGCUCUGCAAGUCACCACUGCUCCUUGCCAAACGCAAUAUGA
Molecule: messenger RNA, 651 nt
Organism: Cercospora beticola
Lineage: Eukaryota; Fungi; Ascomycota; Dothideomycetes; Mycosphaerellales; Mycosphaerellaceae
Source: RefSeq, a predicted model, not a curated record